This is a messenger RNA of Ostreobium quekettii, 1023 nucleotides long. Lineage: Eukaryota; Viridiplantae; Chlorophyta; Ulvophyceae; Bryopsidales; Ostreobiaceae. The record is from the annotation of a GenBank genome assembly.
AUGGAUGCAGACCGCAUCACUGAGAUGUCCCUGUGGCCGAGAGACGGGUCCCUGUUUGCCACGGGAUCAAAGAGGCCGAUGGUUGAGUCUCUGGAGCUGGCCGGGCGCACGGGCUCGAUAUUCACUCCCCAUGGCAGUGUGACGGGAUCUGCGUUGGGGAUCGGGGGUGCCACGAGGGCCAGCCACAAGGCAAGCAGCAUUUUAGAGCUGCUGGAUCGAUCCGAACAGCAGGACGUGCUGCACGGCCUGAGGCCCUCAUCUGAGAAUGCCCCUUCAGCAUCCCUGAAGAGCGUGCACCACCACCACCCCGGUGCCGACGACGCCCUGUCUGCGGCAGACACUAUGAGCGUCACCAGCAUGGCAUCCCUGGGCAAGAAGUCUGCUCAACUUGCACACUCUGUGUACGAGGGCUUUCAGAACAGGAUAAGGAAGCUGGAGGAGGAGCAGAGGGGGCGGGAUGCAACGAUCGUUGCCCUCCACAAGGAAAUGGAGAUCUCCAAUAAACGCCAUCAAGAAGAGAUGCAGGAUGCCGCUGCGCGCCUGGCACGGGAACUGGAGGCCCUGCAGAACAAGCAUGACGCCCAGCAGCUGGCUGACCGCGAGAGCCAUAUGCAAUUCAUCGACCGGCUGCUGGCGGACAAGGCCAACUUGGAGCAGCAGUGCCAGAGGCUGGCCUGCGAACUGAAGGAACAAUCUGAGAAGCAUCUGCGGGAGGUGACCGCCAUGAAAGAGGGUUGGAGGGCGGAGCUGAAGAGGCAGAGGGACGGGUGGAACGCAGCCGAGAAAGUUCGAAGGCAGCGCUGGACGCAGGCGCAACUCAAAGAAAUCAAGGAAAAGACCAUCAGGGCCCUCGAGCCCCAAGUGACGCAAAUGGCGGAGGACUACAAGAGCCAGGCGCGGCGCCUGCAGGAGCGGCUGGCCGCCCAGGAGGCCAUGGUGGCUGACUACGAGAAGCACACCGUGCAGCUGAGGGACAGGCUCCUCAAGGUGGCGCUCCGCGUCAAUACGCGAACAUUUUCUUAA